AAUACAUACACACGUGCGGAAACGUCAAAGGUGUAAACAACAUAACCUCUACACGUACCUCUUUUAUAGUUGAAUUUGUUUGUUUCCUAGUAAAUUCAAUAACUAAAGAAAAUGAAGAUUAAAAAGCAACACCGCAAAAAGAAGUAUUUGCAUAAAUUGAACAGGAAACGAAUGCACCUAAAACAGAAGAGUACUGGUGAAGUUACUGUGAAAGCUAUUAAGGAUGCAUGGGACAGCAGAAAGUCGACUCAACGGAAUCUAACAGAGAUGGGUUUAGCAAAUGAUCCUAACAAAGUAAUCAAAAUACCCAGUCAUAGGCAGGAAGUGCUUAAAAGGGCCAAGUCAAUGGUUGUCAACAGAGAUUCCGACUCAGAAGAAGAGGCUGUGUACAUCGCACCCAAGAAGGAAGUUGCUGAACAACUGGAGAAAGAAGCUAGAGCUCCUAAAGAAAGGAGGUUUAAGCUACCAAAAGGGCAGGUGGAAUUCAUAACCUACUUACUAGACAAAUAUGGCCACGACUACAAGGCUAUGGCUAAAGACAAGAAGAACUACUAUCAAGAAACCUGGAAACAGCUGAGGGCCAAGGUGAAAACCUUCAUGGGGAUUCCCCAACAAUAUGCUGCAUACUUGGAGGAACGAGGUCUACUUGACAAAGAGGUUGACGAAAAAGAAUUGAAGAAACAAGCUCAGGCUUUAAUUAUGGAUGAUAGUGAUUAGGUCUUCUAAGAUAAUUAAUUUUAAGGUAAUAUCUUUGGAUAUGAUAUGUUUUGUUACUGUAUUAUCAUUUGUUUCUUUAUGGACCUUAUGAUGCUUUAGUGGAACAUUAAAUUUGUCUGAUAAUUAAUUCAGGUAAUUAGGUAUAAGACUGUAAAUAAAGUAAACAUAAACAUA
Molecule: messenger RNA, 891 nt
Organism: Plutella xylostella (diamondback moth)
Lineage: Eukaryota; Metazoa; Arthropoda; Insecta; Lepidoptera; Plutellidae
Product: nucleolar protein 16
Biological process (GO): ribosomal large subunit biogenesis
Cellular component (GO): nucleolus
Source: RefSeq, a predicted model, not a curated record